GUAGCACUGGCUGCUGUCGCCGAGGAGCUAUUCGCUGUGGGAGGGUUUGAUGGCACUGCCUAUCUAGAGACCGUGGAAGUUUUUAAUGUUAAGGAGAAUCAGUGGAAGCAUCACAGUCGCAUGAAUGAUCGGAUCGAGUGGAGUCGUUACUUCCUGAUCGCCACUGUAGUGUCUCUGUCUGGUAGUACAGCCGGAGAAGGUGAAGCAUUUGAUGCUGGAGGUGACACAAAAGAAUGA
Messenger RNA from Ostertagia ostertagi, 237 nucleotides. The record is from the annotation of a GenBank genome assembly. NCBI's taxonomy places the organism in Eukaryota, Metazoa, Nematoda, Chromadorea, Rhabditida, Trichostrongylidae.